This is a messenger RNA of Exophiala bonariae, 2019 nucleotides long. RefSeq lists its product as uncharacterized. The transcript has 2 exons. Bases 1 to 2019 code for a protein of 672 amino acids. Gene Ontology annotation, cellular component: ubiquitin ligase complex; cytoplasm. Gene Ontology annotation, molecular function: zinc ion binding; ubiquitin protein ligase activity; ubiquitin conjugating enzyme binding. Gene Ontology annotation, biological process: protein polyubiquitination; positive regulation of proteasomal ubiquitin-dependent protein catabolic process; ubiquitin-dependent protein catabolic process. Lineage: Eukaryota; Fungi; Ascomycota; Eurotiomycetes; Chaetothyriales; Herpotrichiellaceae. The record is from RefSeq and is a predicted model, not a curated record.
AUGUACAGCCUGGAUAAGGUCCGCCAAUUGCAAUUGCAGGCAGAAGUCCUCCCUCUGCCUGGCUUUCUGUAUCAAUCUUCUGCUAAUCCAAGUCUGCGGAGCGUAUCUCCCUCAAGUGCGAAUCGUCUCGGCGCCUCAGCCGCGACUCCUUCUCUUCACACGGAUCUUGGCCCUCUCACUUUUCAAAACGAACCGCUCAGUCCACUGUCAUUACCAAUUGACAUCACUUCUCACACUGUUCCUUCCUCAAAAGAUCCUGUGAACGAUCAGAUCAUGGAUGUUGAAAUGCCAGGGGAGCUCACUGGACCAAGCUUUACGUGCAUCGCAAUUCAUCACAGUGCCGAAGUCGCACAACAAGUCUCUGCCGACAUUGAUCGCACCUUCCGGAUCCUAGAGGGUUACCUAGGCACACGAAUUGAGGCCGGCACCUUUGCAGAUCGCAGAAUAUGCAUUGUUGACUUCCGAACCUGGCCUGCCGCCGCAAAGGCAUUCUAUCUACAUCCUCAAAUUUUCAUCUCAGGGCAAAUCUAUGCGGUCAAUCCCAUCCUUCCAGACAACUUAGGAAAUUUGUCAAAUGAGCUGCGAACAGAGAAUGUCCAACGAAACAACCAGGAGCAAGCAGCACCAGUGCAGACACUGCCAAUAAUCUCGCCGCCACCCACUGGAGAUCGCCCUCGUAAACGCCUUAAGAAGGAGCCCCCGAAGCCAAAAGUGCCUCAAUGCGCGGUUUGUUUCACCGACCUUGAGGGGCCCUAUGCUGUUCCGUGUCUUGGGAAUUGUACCAAAUCCCGUUGCUAUGAUUGUCUUAAGAGAGAAUUCCAGGUUGCAAUGUCGGAUAUGGAGCGAAUGCCUGUUCAGUGCUGUGGUAGAGUCAUGCACUAUGAGGUUGCUCAGGAUAUCCUUCCGGCUGUUGAACUUGAGGCGUACAAGACGCGAUUUAUCGAAAACGGCACUCCCAACCCGCUCUACUGCCCUAUGCCGAGAUGUUCCACUUACAUCCCUUCACGUCUCAUCCCUGAAGGUGCGACUCGUGUAGCCUGCUUCACUUGUCUUGCUGCAGUGUGCACGAAAUGCAAAAACCUAGCGAACGACACCCACGUUUGCGGAAAGAAUGAGGAGUAUAAUUCCAUCAUCAAGAAAUUCAAGUACAAAGUCUGCCCCAAAUGUAAUACCGGGGUCAUGAAGAUGUUUGGCUGUGCACACGUCAGAUGUAAUUGUGGUGCUCAUUGGUGCUGGGACUGCAGGAGACCCAUAAUGGCAUGCAACUCAAACCCGUGUCGCACAGCAAGAGAGGAUGGAGCAAGACCAGAAAAUCCUGACGAUGAGUUGGUCUUGGACUUGGACUCGGACUCGGACGCUGACAUGGGUGUCACCGAACCAGAAAUUGAGGUAUUGACAAGUGUGGAGGAGGCCAGGGACGCAGUCACUUCAGCCACCCAAGAGGUGGUUCGGCAACAGGAGUCAAUCGAGGAACCCACUCAACAAGCAACUGAGGAACAAAUCCAGCAAGUAGAAGGAGAAGAUACUUCUCAAGUACAGGUUGUAGCGACCAGUGAUGAAACUCCGACAGAGAUUGAAAACUUGGACGACCCCGAUCGCGAGAAUUGGGAAGAUGCGGAUCUCUUUUUCGGCCCAGAGCCUGAGGACGAGUAUACUGAUACUUGGGGAUGCGCGCAUCGGUUUGAGCUUCUGAAGAAGCGCAAUAUUCCUAAGUUCUGGAAGGUUGGUUCCGAUCCCACAGUCCCAGGCGACUUCAAAGUGGGAUGCCUCUCAUGCUUCCAGAGAACAACAGUGUGGGAAGACCAUGAGGAGCUUGAGCCACCAUCCGGGACAGCUCAACAGCCGGAGAAGAGUGACGACUGUCAGAAGCGAACACCUUCCAAAGAAAUUCUGCUGGCGAAGAAGAACUCUACAGACGAUCAUGCUUUCUGGUGUCAGAUGUGCAUGAUCAUCGUUUGCGGACUAUGCCGAGAUGCGCACAAGAGACAAUGGAAACGCAAUUACAAAGUGGAGGUCUAA